CCUCGCGCCGGAGCUGUCACCGCCGCCGGGUGGCCCCUCCCGCCCGCCGCGAUGGAGCAGGACCGCGGGCCGCCGCCGGCAUCGCCCUCGCCCAGAGCUGCCUUGGAUAAAGCAAUUGGUAGGGGGAAAAGUCUUCAUGGUGAGUAUGAGUCUUCACGCAGAAAAGCAAACCAAGUGGUUCUGUAAGCAGCAGAUCUGAAGUUGACUCGCUGUGGCCGUAUGUGGAAUGUGAGGAACAGUAGCAGCUACAGUGUAUCAUGUGGGUUCUGUUGUACCACUCCAAUGCAUUUCCCAUGAAGUUUUCUCUGUGGACAUGCUGCUAUCAAGGCUGCAUGAAGUCUGGGGCUACACAGCACUUGCCUAAUGGUUUUGACUUCUUGGACUUUAAGAAGACAAAAAUUGAAUCCUCACCAAGUCAAUUGUGGUCCACAUUACUUUCUGUUCCUGCCGCUGGACAGUACACUGAUUUGGGUAUGGAAUUGUUGAAGAUGCGAGAUCCAUGAAAAAAACUUUUUGCAUUCAAGAAAGCGUCAUUUAAUGUUACCUGUUUUAGAAUUAUCUAGAGUGGCACUUGAUAACUCAUCUACAAGAUUUCUUCACUGACAUCUGAAGAACAAAGUGCUUUUCCAGCCUGUACUUCUGUAGCACUAUGACUAACUGUAAAGGCAGAUCUACCAUCACCAAAACAAACAGCAGAGUUCAUGACAGAGAAGGUUUUGUGGACUGGACCAUUAGUCUUAGUUCAGUUCAAUCCGAUAAAUUUUUGAAUCUGCUUUUGAGUAUGGUUCCUGUUGUUUACCAAAUAAACCAGGAUGAAAGACACAAAAAAGUGAAUGGUGUUUGGCAAGAUGGAUUACAACCAGCAGGACAUAAUUAUAAUGUUAAAUCUGACCAGCAUGCGGAGUAUCAUCACUUCUCAGAACAAACCUUUCAUGGUAGUAAUGGACACAGCCCUUCUAGCUGUAGCCCUAAAUAUGAUGAUUUUUCCAGUUAUAAUUACUGUGAUGGAAUGGACACCUCAGAAACAGAUGCAAUGUUGCAGGAAGACAGCCUGUCUAGUGACAGUAAUGAAGAUAUUAUUGUGGAAGGGAGUAGAAAGCAACCCAAGGAAUCUAGUAGUAUUAUGGCACUGCAGAUUCUCGUACCUUUUUUGCUAGCAGGAUUUGGAACUGUUUCAGCCGGCAUGGUUUUGGAUAUAGUACAGCACUGGGAUGUAUUCAAGAAUGUUACUGAAGUUUUUAUCUUGGUUCCUGCUCUUCUUGGUCUCAAAGGAAAUUUGGAAAUGACCUUGGCAUCCAGGCUGUCAACUGCAGUAAAUAUUGGAAAAAUGGAUUCUCCCAUUGAGAAGUGGAACUUAAUAAUUGGCAAUUUGGCCUUAAAACAGGUUCAGGCAACAGUAGUUGGUUUUCUGGCAGCAGUGGCAGCAGUUAUACUGGGCUGGAUUCCAGAAGGCAAAUACAGCUUCAGUCAUUCAAUCCUUCUGUGUUCUAGCAGUGUAGCAACUGCAUUCAUAGCUUCUCUUUUACAAGGAAUAAUAAUGGUUGGAGUUAUUGUUGGAUCAAAGAAGACUGGUAUUAAUCCUGACAAUGUUGCCACUCCUAUAGCAGCAAGCUUUGGAGAUCUUAUUACUCUAGCCAUUCUAGCAUGGAUAAGUCAGGGUCUUUAUUCUUGCCUUGAAACAUAUUACUAUGUAUCUCCUUUGGUUGGUGCCUUUUUUUUGGCUCUGACUCCUAUGGGGAUUGUCAUAGCUGCCAAACACCCAGCUACUAGAACUGUUCUCCAUUCAGGAUGGGAGCCUGUUAUAACUGCCAUGGUUAUAAGCAGUAUUGGUGGCCUUAUUCUGGACACAACUGUAUCUGACCCAAACUUGGUUGGAAUUGUUGUUUAUACCCCGGUAAUCAAUGGUAUUGGUGGUAAUCUAGUAGCUAUUCAAGCUAGCAGAAUUUCUACCUACCUCCAUUUGCAUAGUAUUCCUGGAGAGCUGCCAGAAGAAGCCAAGGGUUGCUAUUAUCCAUGCAGAACCUAUUACGGUACAGGAGUAAACAACAAAUCAGCCCAAGUUCUGCUUCUUCUGGUGAUUCCUGGUCAUCUAAUUUUCUUGUACACUAUCCAUUUAAUGAAAAGUGGCCAUACUUCCCUAACUCCAAUCUUCAUAGCAGUAUAUUUGUUUGCAGCUCUGCUACAGGUGUUUACUCUGUUAUGGAUUGCUGACUGGAUGGUGCACCACUUCUGGAAAAAGGGAAAGGAUCCUGACAGUUUUUCUAUCCCUUAUCUUACCGCACUGGGAGAUCUGCUUGGAACUGCCUUAUUAGCCGUAGGUUUUCAUUUUCUGUGGCUCAUAGGUGACAGAGAUGGUGAUGUUGGAGACUAAUUAUUUCAAUGGAUGCAAUGACUUCUCCUGAAGUACCGAGAUAAGCAAUCAUUCCACUUGAUGGUCCUCAAAAUGGUUGUUUCAUUUGGUCUAAGUAAAUCAAGUUGACACAGAUACAAAACAGCCUUAGUCAUUUUGGUUUGGAUUGGUAAAGAAGUGAUGGAUCUAGGAGGAGAUCUGAGACCAUUAGACUGAAAACAAGGUGGAUGGCUGCUAGUUGAAAACAUCUGAGUAGACACAGCGAAGGACACAUUAAUCCUUUACCGAAUCCUUUAUUUUUAAAAGAUAUGGUCUUUUAAAAGAACUGUUUCUUAUCUGUUAGUGCAAACCAGAACAAUCUCUUAAUUUCUCACUCAGUGGUGAUAAAGAAAAGGGUAAAAAAUAGUCAGUGGCUUACCUUGUUUUUCUUCCCUAAUACAAAGUGGGUGUGUGUUCUCAUCUUCCCACAGAAGUAGGUAGGAGACGAGAUGAGUUCUCUUUCAUAGACCUGGUUACAUGGUACAUUCUUAUCUUGCAAGUUCAAUGCUGUUACUCUGACCACUGCAGACUUGAUAUCAAUAAUAACUGUUAGAGUGAUUUGUAUCCUGGUUGUUAAAAUGUUUUGUCACAAGCUUCACGUAUACUAAUAGAAUUAUCAUCAUUUAUGAAAUCAGACACUUAAAAAGUGUCUGCAGGACUGAGCCCUUUUUCUUUCUGCUAAAAAAAAAAGCAACCUGAUUAUUUUACAGUUGUAAUUUAGUAGAAGAGUGUAGCGAAGAGAGACAACCUGAGACUGACCUCAUCAAUAAUAACGGACUGAUUAUUAAAAUUCCUUGUGCUGGAAAGUGUCUUUUCAUUUGGCAACUGAAAAAGAUGUUGAAGUAACUAAAAUUAACAGUGUUGUGAUGGCCAGUGUCCUGACUCAAAGAAAGUAUUUCAUGGUGUUGAUUCAAACACGAACACUUAUCCCUGACUAAAACUUGAGGUAUAAAAGAUUAUGUUGCUAUUUUAGGCACUAAGGAAGUUACAUAAACUUUUGAAAUUCCAGAGCUGUCUACGUCAUCCACUUCCAAGCAGAAACCUCCAUCCUUGCUAACAGGAUUUCUGCUUUCAUGCUCUAGAAGUAAUCUUGUUCAUAAGGAAUGACUGCUUCUGAAUGAUUUAUCUUAUUUUUAUACCACAGUAAUUCAAAUAACACAUUGAUCAUGAAGACUCUGGUUACCACUUAGAAAAAAAAACAAAAAACCACCAAUUGCUCUGGUUUAUAAUCUACUGGAAAUUCUCACGGUGUGUGUUUUUUAAAGGCUACUGCAUACAUCAUAAAUACAUAAUUAUAUAACUCAGAUUUUAAAUGUUAUGAUCAAAAGUUUUUAAUUUUGAGAAUUAAAUUAGACAACUAAAUCCACAUAUCAGUGUAAAUCGUAAAUCUGUAAACAUUAGUUCUGCAAUUUAUGGAUAUAAAUUGUCCCUUUUAAUUUGAUGGACCUACUCAGAUGAAUUAAUUAAAUGCAUAAGCGGUAAUGGGGCUUCUAUAGAUGUUGGUCACCUUAAAUUCUGUGGAAAUUGGAAGUGUAACUCUGAAAAUUAAACCAGCUAUUCAGUGCCUAGACAUGGAUUUAGAUGCCUGACUUAGCACUCUCAUUUUAAAAUGUUUAUUAGAGCUUUUUCUUAGAGCUAUAUGAUGUAGCUGUUUGAAUGAAUCAUAUGUAUCAUGUCUUCUAUUAUGUGAAAGACAAAAUCUUUCUAACUUCAAGUUCUCCGACUUCUCUUAGUUCCUAUUAAUGUUAUUUAAAUUAGUUGUAUGUAGCACUGUAGGACAUACUCCCAUUAAAUUGCUUAAAAUGGUCUAGAUGGUACUUUUUUUUUACAUAGAUGCACAAUUUUUCAUUCUGAUAGAACUGCCACCUGAAUUAACCAAAUAGGUAUUUCAAAUGCUUUUCUCAUUAGAAUUACUGGACUUUAAAGCCCUUUUAAAACAAAUUGCAAGGUUCUUUUGUAUUAAAAUUUCUUGAGGUA
Coturnix japonica (Japanese quail) is the source of this 4366-nucleotide messenger RNA. RefSeq names its product solute carrier family 41 member 2 (gene SLC41A2). Gene Ontology annotation, biological process: monoatomic cation transport. The record is from RefSeq and is a predicted model, not a curated record. Gene Ontology annotation, cellular component: plasma membrane. Gene Ontology annotation, molecular function: monoatomic cation transmembrane transporter activity. NCBI's taxonomy places the organism in Eukaryota, Metazoa, Chordata, Aves, Galliformes, Phasianidae.